Molecule: messenger RNA, 1531 nt
Organism: Larimichthys crocea (large yellow croaker)
Lineage: Eukaryota; Metazoa; Chordata; Actinopteri; Sciaenidae
Gene: rsrc1
Product: arginine/serine-rich coiled-coil 1
Exons: 10
Coding region: 138-1151 (337 amino acids)
Biological process (GO): alternative mRNA splicing, via spliceosome
Cellular component (GO): nucleus; cytoplasm
Source: RefSeq, a predicted model, not a curated record
AUUGCUCUGUGUUCGGCUCUCUCUCGGUGCCCUGGACUCGAUCGACGCUCUCCGGUUUGACGAGUAGAGUCUGUGUGUGAACACAGUGCAUGGCUGAAUUGUAGGAGCUUCACUGCGAUUUAAAGCUGUCGGUCAGUAUGGGUCGGCGCUCCUCUGAUAGUGAGGAUGACAGCCGGAGCAGGAGGAAGAGAAAGCAGCGUUCACGCCGGUCGUCCUCCUCCUCCUCGUCCUCGUCUUCGUCCUCCGGCAGCAGGGUGACCAGCAGCCGGAGUCGGAGGUCCAGUCGACGGAGCCGCUCUCGCUCCAGAGACAGGAGGAGAAGGAGACGUUCCAGCAGCAGUUCAUCUCACAGUUCCUCUCGCAGGAGGAGGAGUCGCAGUGCGGAGAGAGACAAAGGGAGGAGCCACCGCUCACACAGGUCACGCAGCCGAGACAGGAGGUCUCAUUCUCGUCACCGGCGGUCUCGCAGUAGAAGCGGCAGCCGCAGCCGGCGAGGAAGCCACGGCCGCAAAAGGAGCCGCAGCCACAGUCGCCGGAGGAGCCGCAGCAGAGACCGGGACCGGAGCCGGCGCAAGGGUCGUGACCGAGAGAGGGAGAAAGAGAAGGAGAGGGACAAGGACAAGGACAAGAGUAAAGACAAGGCAGACAGAAAGGGUGCGGGAAAUGUGUUGUUGUGUUGCAGGGACGCCGGGAACAUCAAAGGCAGAUUAGAACAUCUGACUCCAGCAGAGCAGGCUAAAGUUCGAAUGCAUAUGGUCCUACAGGCUGCAGCUAAGACGGACGAGGUGCUGAAGGCUAAAUUAGCCAAGCGAGAGGAGGAGGCCCGCAAGAAACUAGAGGAAGAGGGAACUUCUGUGGAGGAGCAAGUGCGAAGGAUAAAGGACAUUGAGGCCAUCGAGAGUGAUUCCUUUGUUCCUCAGGCUUUCAAAUCAUCCAGGGAUGAUAUAAAGACUGAGCCAGCUGAGCUGAAGCUGGAGUUGGACCGAGCGCAUUCUCCGGACGUCACUCUUCCCAUGUCCAUAGUCUACAAUGACACUGACACACUCGCCCAUCCCAGUUUGUUUAUGGACAAGGACAAGGCCGAAGAGCUGUGGCUCAACAGACUGAUCUCACUGCGGCAGGAGAGGCUCAUGGGAAGUCCUGUGACCUAAUGGACCCCAGGACCCCAGAAGGACCCAUCCUGCUCCUUUGAUUCCUGUUUCAGUUGCUUCUGUUGUGUCUGAAUCCCCCCAAUAAGUCAGUCGUGUGUAAAGACAUGACAUUUUGUACUUUACCCUUCCACUGAUUUCUUUGACCUGUAAAAACUUGAGAAUUUGAGCAAAUGAACAGUAUUUUUUUUUUUUUUUGCUCCUGGUGUACCGAUUAUUUUAUUAUUGUGAAUGUAUUUGAAUAAAACAAUCUGCCGCCUGCUUUAUUUUUAACAGUUGAGGUUCUUACAGUCAGAUAAGUUGUUGUCUGUUUAUGUAGCAUUUGACACAUUUUGACUUUUGUAAUUAAUUCAGUAAAUAAAGACAGCUGUGGUUUGUUUUUU